AGUUGCACAUGAAUGCCAGCAUGCUGUCAUACAUACUCUUCUCUUGUUUGCUGCUCUCUGUGCAAGCACAGAAUUGCAGUGUCCGUGAAAUUAUCCGGUAUACAGAACGUCUGCUUAAGGAAAAUUCUGUAAAUUGCCCAUGUAGGGAGACAGCUGUCAGUUCAUGUUCAUGUCUUCCCAUUGCUGAGCCUGGCCAUGAAUUGGCAUGCUUUGUGGAAGGAACCGAACACAUGCUGAAAAACAACGUAUCUUCAAACGCAGUAAUUGCAAGGCUUAAUCUAACCUUUCAGACUCAACUGGAUAGAAACCUCUGUGAAAGCCUGGCACGUGGGGAUCAAUGCCAGUACAAGACCAAGGGAAGCGUGAAGGAAUUUUUGAAUAAAAUCCUGAGAACCUACCAAGCAAUCAAUAAGCAUAGAGCUUAAAAAAAAAAAAAAAUUAAAAAGCUUUU
This is a messenger RNA of Tyto alba (common barn owl), 451 nucleotides long. RefSeq lists its product as uncharacterized. The transcript has 5 exons. The record is from RefSeq and is a predicted model, not a curated record. Bases 9 to 425 code for a protein of 138 amino acids. Lineage: Eukaryota; Metazoa; Chordata; Aves; Strigiformes; Tytonidae.